UAGGAAGCAUACGAGACAAACAUCAGGACGUUCUACUCGGUGACCGAUUGCCCGAGUAGCAAAACUUUCUUGCUGGUCGACGUAAUUUGCUCGGUGUGGAUCAUGCGAAUAUUCCAGACUACAAGAUGACACCCACAAGCUGAAGAAACUGGACCCAGGAUGAUCGCACUCAUGGAGUAUUUCCUGUCGAGACGACGUUUCACUGGUGUUCUUUCUCUCGAAACAUCGUUCCGAUCUUUUCUGCCCAUAGUACCGGGUUCCAGAAGCGUGAAUGGCAGUCUCCCAUUUGUUGCUGGCGCUCGCAGCCAGUGCCGCUGGUGUUGUCACGGCCGUGUCAAAUGGCAACUCGACUACGAGAAACUUCACGGCCAAAGGCAUCGCUACCGGCACGACAGCACAGCUUCAAACCUCCCCUUUCGCCCCAUUCAGCUUAAGCCCGGAAAUCCCGCUAGCCACCUUGGACUACGGGGCCGAGAGAGCGGGUUAUCCGACCUUCGAAGUCUCCGCCAUCAGCGCCCCGGUCCAGAUCGAGGUGAAGUACACGGAGCACUUUGAUGGGCUCAAUCACCCGUUCGACGACGGGCCGUACACUUUCUCCAACCAGCUGAGCAAUAGUUUCCGCGUCGAGACGUUCAAUAUCACUUCCAUCAGCCGAGUUACAUCGCCGCUCAUACAGGGGGGGCAGAAAUGGCAGUCCAUCAGGCUCUUGACGAAUGGCACAGUCUCCUUUUCGAGCGUAGGGUUCGAGGCGACAAUCGAUACUCUCGAGCCGGAGGAACUCCCGGGCCAGUUUGAGAGUGAUGAUGAGAUUCUGAACGAGGUCUGGAAGCUCGGUGCUCGGGCAGCCACGGCGGCUUGCUUCGACAAGGGUACGCAAAAGACGAUUUGGGAAGUUACUGAGGAGAACAGAGUGUUUGCGCGUAGCACGAGGCCCUCGAUGACUUACAAGGCCACUAAGUGGAGCAACUACACCCUUGAGUUUGAUACCAAGCUCGAGAGGGGAGGAAGCUGGUGGGUGACGGGAGGAGUUAUUGCCGGCAAUGGAUACACCAUGCUUCUUACCGGCGAGCUUCCCGAGUCGAGCACCUUCGUCAACGUCAACAAGACUCUGACACCGCCCAACACCAUCUCUUACUUGUUGGAUGUAUUUGACGUCCCUUUCACGGUUAAGGAGAACGAUUGGUACCGCAUCAAAGCCUCGAUGGCUCCCACCGGCUACCUCGCAGUCUCCAUCAACGACACGCAAAUUCUCAACAUCUCGCGAUCCGACUACCCGUGGGCCCUUAGCUCCGGCACAGUCUCGUACUCCGGAUCCCCUGACUUCAGCGGCUCAUUCGGCUUUGGAGCGUACCAAGACCAAGCAGCCUACUUCAGAAACGUGCACGUCUACGACACCGCCAACGGCACGAUGCUCUACUCCAACACACUCACCGGCAGUUCGGAAGACGUUAUCGCCGAUUAUGGAACCCAAGCCAACAGCGAAGCCGCCUGCCUCGAUGGCCCGAAGCGCGACCGACUCAUCUGGCUUGGCGACUUUUACCACACCGCACGCAUAAUCGCCGCCAGCACGUCAAAGAUGGAGCAGGCAAGGGGAACCUUACAACUCCUGCUUGAUUCGCAAAUCGCAAACGGGCAGAUGAACAUGUCGCCUACCCUGGGUUACAACCUUGCCUCCGUCGCCAACGAGCUGGCCGCUCCAGCUGGGAGAUUCGGGCUGCAAGAUUACCAGCUCCUAGGCCUGAUUGUCGAGUUGGGGGCUCUGACACUGAUGGCCUUCAAUGACCACGUCCGUCUGACAAACGACCUCGACUGGGCGCAUCAACUCACGACGGGCCUAUUGACCUUCGAUGGAGGGUUCGCGUUCACAGGGCCCGCGGACGGGGGAUCCGCCAUCGGGUGCGAGGCCGUCCAGACUCUCAACGGCGCCGCCGACGUCGCUGACGCGCUCAACGAUACAGUAUCCGCUACGCAGUACAGGGACGCGGCGACGUCGUUGGCGACCGCGAUCAACGAGCGUCUCUGGAACGAAGAGGCAGGCGCGUACGGUCUUUCGCCGGCGGAUCUGGACGGCAUCUCAGUGGCCGCAACAGCCUUCUGCAUCACUUCAGGCGUGGCGAACGCAACACGCGCAUCGCGGUCGCUUGCCGCCGUGUCCGGCCUGAAGCUGGGACCGGGAUACAAGGAUAACUCGGCGGUGAGUUCCAACGACUCGAGCGUCAACAUCUCGCCCAACACCAAUGGGUUCUUGCUCGAGGCACUGUUCGUAGGCAACGAGACGCAGGCAGCGAGGGAGCUGAUGGAGAGUCUCUGGGGCGCGAUGCUACCCGGCGACACGACCGCAGCGCAGAACAGGAGCGCGGUCGGCGCGAGAUGGGAGUACGUCAACGCUGCGACGCGACAGCCCGGCUUGGGACUCUUCACGAGCUUGAGUCAUCCGUGGGGCGGCGCUGCGACGUAUGUGUUGACGGAGUGGGCUGCUGGUCUCCGGGCUGCUGCGGGUGUUGAUGGGUUCGGGUAUAAGAACUGCGUGGUCUCGCCUGCGACUGGUGUCGAGAUGGGUUUGAAGAGGGCGAGUGCCAAGGUUGUCACUGCGUUUGAGGGAGAGUUGAGUGUUGAGUGGAUAGUGCGGGAUGGUGAUAUUGGUAUUACUAUCCGGGCGCCGAUCGGCACACGGGGACAGUUUGUUUACGGGAAUAAGAGCAUUGCGUUGCAUGGGCGGUCUGAGUAUCAGUAUACCGUCGACGCGUCGUUGGAUAAUGGUAUUGCUUAGACUGGCUUAGCUAGCCGAACUAAGGUACUGAAAGUAAUCAGUGAGAAUUGGCGACUCGCUUCCUUAUAACCAUCACCAUUAUAGUUAUACGUUGACUGCAUCUUUUGAGGAACAUUUUCCUGAGGACAUAAGGCAAGUACAGAGGACUGUACCAAGCAAACAAGAAGGGUUGUGAUAGCGGCGGUAGUGGUGGAAAGAAUAGAGGUACGAUAUUGUUGGGCGGCAACUGAU
This is a messenger RNA of Colletotrichum phormii, 3001 nucleotides long. Its product is annotated as Six-hairpin glycosidase-like protein. Gene Ontology annotation, biological process: carbohydrate metabolic process. The transcript has 6 exons. NCBI's taxonomy places the organism in Eukaryota, Fungi, Ascomycota, Sordariomycetes, Glomerellales, Glomerellaceae. The coding region runs from base 272 to 2770 and encodes 832 amino acids. The record is from RefSeq and is a predicted model, not a curated record.